Juglans microcarpa x Juglans regia is the source of this 1770-nucleotide messenger RNA. Its product is annotated as probable serine/threonine-protein kinase PBL8. The record is from RefSeq and is a predicted model, not a curated record. NCBI's taxonomy places the organism in Eukaryota, Viridiplantae, Streptophyta, Magnoliopsida, Fagales, Juglandaceae. Gene Ontology annotation, biological process: protein phosphorylation. Gene Ontology annotation, molecular function: protein kinase activity; ATP binding.
UAAGAUAGGAAAGGGCACUGAAGGAUGAAACUCUGGGUCUGGGCCAUCCUUAUACUCCGACUUCGACCGCUACUUGUACAAUCAAUAUCAACGACGACAACAACAGUGUCCGCUGCUCUAGUCUUAGUGCCACUCCCGCUGCCACUGCAUUUAGUUUUAGCAUCCAUCGUGGUAAAACUCUGCAGCUACAUCACAAUCACAUCACAAAUUACGACCAGCCACCAUGGGCAACUGCGGCACUAGAGAGGAAUCUGCUGUUGUUUCCCAUGCUCAAGCAGUUCAACAGCUCCACAUGUUAGCUAAAAAUUCUAACACCCCCACUCCGACUCCAACCGACAAGGACAAGGACAAGAAGCACAAUCGGUCCGUCUCAGAUCUGAGCGAUCCUUCAACCCCUCGCAACUUUGAGGACUCUGGAAAAAAUGCUGUCCUCUAUACCCACGUCAUUGCCUUCACAUUAUACGAGCUCGAGACUAUCACGAAGAGCUUCCGAUCCGAUUAUAUUCUCGGGGAAGGUGGUUUCGGCACCGUCUACAAAGGUUACAUCGACGAGAAUCUCAGGGUUGGACUCAAAUCCCUCCCUGUUGCCGUUAAGGUUCUCAACAAGGAGGGCCUACAGGGACACCGAGAGUGGCUUACCGAAGUUAACUUUCUUGGCCAGCUAAGGCAUCCGAAUCUGGUUAAAUUGAUUGGAUAUUGUUGCGAGGAUGACCACAGGUUACUCGUUUACGAGUUCAUUCCGGGCAGCCUUGAGAAUCACCUCUUUCGAAAGGCAGCUGUUCCGUUAUCAUGGGCCACUAGAAUGAUGAUUGCUCUUGGAGCUGCCAAAGGGCUGGCUUUUCUUCAUAAUGCUGAAAGGCCAGUUAUAUACAGAGACUUCAAAACUUCUAACAUAUUAUUGGACUCUGAUUAUACAGCGAAGCUUUCUGAUUUUGGGCUUGCUAAAGCUGGACCACAAGGUGAUGAGACCCAUGUAUCGACUCGAGUAAUGGGUACCUAUGGUUAUGCUGCCCCUGAAUACGUGAUGACUGGUCAUCUGACUGCCAGGAGUGAUGUCUACAGCUUCGGAGUUGUCCUUCUGGAGCUUUUGACGGGAAGAAAGUCCGUUGAUAAGACAAGGCCAAGCAAGGAGCAAAACUUGGUAGAUUGGGCCCGGCCGAAACUGAACGACAAGAAAAAGUUACUGCAAGUUAUUGACCCUAGAUUGGAGAAUCAGUACUCUGUAAGGGCAGCACAGAAAGCCUGCAGCUUGGCAUACUAUUGUUUGAGCCAGAAUCCCAAAGCAAGGCCCUUGAUGAGUGACGUAGUCGAAACUUUGGAGCCUCUACAAAGUUGCAGUGACACUAUGAGUGAAGUCUCGUCAUCAUCAAGUACUGUUGGUGGUCCCUUUGUAAUGGGUGGAAUCUCAAAUUACCGUAUGCAUCAUAGGUUUGCAAAGAAUGUCGGUCCAGGUUCCAGUUGUCGAUCUCCCAACCCAAAUUGUUCCCCUGGCGGCCCUGCAGCAUGCAGGGUUAGGUGACCUGUCCAUGUACUUGUUUGGCGUGCUUUUUCUCCCAGCCUAUUAAAAUGACAGAAGUCGUAUGUUUGCCCUUUGUUUCUCUCACGUACAUCAUGGUAUCUAAUCAUCCCAAGCCUUGGUCAACUAUUUUUUCUCCGGCUUGGUGCUUAUAUCAAUGCUCCGAUCGUAUUUGCUUCCCAAUCAGAGUGUUGCCAUGUGAGAAGCUAUUUUACCAUGCGAACGAACAUUAUAAUUGCAGAAUUUGUGGUGUA